GUGUCGCGGUGCAUUAGUGUUAACCCUGAUCCAAAAUGACGGAAAGAUACAGCUUUAGUCUAACAACUUUCAGUCCUUCUGGAAAACUUGUUCAGAUAGAAUAUGCUCUGGCAGCUGUAGCAGCAGGAGGGCCUUCUGUGGGUAUAAAAGCAUCAAAUGGAGUUGUCCUUGCUGCUGAAAAGAAACAGAAGUCAGUGUUAUAUGAUGACAGUACAAUCAACAAGGUGGAAAUGGUGACAAAGAGUGUUGGAAUGGUUUAUAGUGGAAUGGGCCCAGACUACAGAGUUCUGGUUCGACAUGCCAGGAAGAUAGCACAGCAAUACUAUCUAAUGUAUCAGGAGGAAAUACCAACUGCACAGUUGGUUCAAAAACUUGCAUCCGUGGUCCAGGAGUACACCCAGUCAGGUGGUGUUCGACCAUUCGGUGUGUCUCUUCUUGUUGCUGGGUGGGAUGAUGACAGGCCAUACUUAUUUCAAUGUGAUCCAUCGGGAUCGUAUUUUGCCUGGAAGGCCACUGCUAUGGGCAAAAACUAUAUCAAUGGCAAAACCUUUCUUGAAAAGAGGUAUAAUGAAAAUCUUGAAUUAGAAGAUGCUAUCCAUACAGCAAUCUUGACUCUUAAGGAGAGUUUUGAAGGACAAAUGACAGAAGACAAUAUUGAGUUAGGGGUGUGUAAUGAGCAAGGCUUCCGUCGUCUCACCCCUGCAGAAGUAAAGGACUACUUGGCCUCUAUCAUAUCUUAAUUUAGACAUCAUCUUCCUUGAUAUUGGUAAUAGACAAGCUGUCUCACUGCUAGUGUUUUUUUUUAAGUUUCCCUUGCUUUGAAGUGUUAAGGAGCCAAAACAUGAAGGACUGUGGAAGUUGGAAGUUAUCAUUAGACUCAAGUGUUCCUUAUGCAGGAGCAUCUUGUUUGACAACUGCUGUAGUUUUUGCCAUGUUUAACAAAAUCAGCUGAAAUUAUUUGCUACUGAUCAUUCAGGAACAUCUUAUUUAAAUCUUGAUGAGGUUAGAAUCAUUAGAUAUUGAUGGUAGUUUCAUUCUAGUUCUGGCAGUCACAUCUUUUAACAAAUAUUUCCCUUAGUAUGUAGGUUUUCAAAACAAAGCCCUCUACAGAAUAAAAAAAAAAUUCUCUA
Molecule: messenger RNA, 1130 nt
Organism: Pocillopora damicornis (cauliflower coral)
Lineage: Eukaryota; Metazoa; Cnidaria; Anthozoa; Scleractinia; Pocilloporidae
Product: proteasome subunit alpha type-2
Biological process (GO): ubiquitin-dependent protein catabolic process
Cellular component (GO): proteasome core complex, alpha-subunit complex; proteasome core complex
Source: RefSeq, a predicted model, not a curated record